This is a messenger RNA of Equus caballus (horse), 4575 nucleotides long. The record is from RefSeq and is a predicted model, not a curated record. Lineage: Eukaryota; Metazoa; Chordata; Mammalia; Perissodactyla; Equidae.
AGGGAAAAAACACUCUAAAAGUAGUUUUACCAAUUAUUUUGGGGCCAUGGGCCAGUCUUGAAUCCCUCUGAGCCUCAGUUUCCGCUGCUGUAAGACCACCCCUGCCCUGUCCAUGUGAUUGUUAUGAGGAUUAAGAGAGACGUUACAUGUAGCAGCAUUACCAUCAGAAAUUUAAAUAUAGGAAGUGUCAGUGGACAUUGUAAAACAAUUUUAAAAAGAAACCUUACAAAUCUGUGUGUUUUAUGGACCACAGCAAAACACUUGGGUUUCUGAAACUCAAAAUUGAAGAUACACCAAAGUUAAAUGCCAUGGAAGUUUGCUUCCAUGAUGGCUUUUUUGCUUUUUUCUCAGCUCCCGAAAAAGAAACUUCCUGGGUUUUCUUUUCCCUCCUACGGUUUUGCAGUGGCAAGGCUGCUUCCUGUCAAGCGCAGCUCUGCCACGGGCCCUCUGUACAGACUCCACCUCCUCUUUCUCUUUCUUUCAAACACUUAGUACAUUUAGAGACUGAUCUUGUGCAGAAAAUAGCCCCGCCGUUUGAAGAGCUCCAGGGGCUCAGUGAGCAUGCUCCGACCCCCUCCCGCUGGGAAGAGGAAGCCCGAUUGCAUACGAGUCAUACCAAGCAUAGCCAGCAUGUCAGCGCAGUUAACUUGCAGCGGGCUGUGAGGAAAGCGAGCGUGGCUUUGUCCUAGGAAAUGUGCUUCGUGUUUUUCUUUUUUACUCCUUUUUUAUUUUCGAAAAAAGACCUGUAAAGACUUCUGAAACAAUUUUUAAAUGCUCAAUUGAGGAUACAAAACGUAUACCGUCUACAAAUAAACCCUUGAAGGGUUUUGUGCGAGUUCGAUUUUUUUUGUGCGUGUGUUCUUUUUUUUACUUUUACAUACUUUGUUUUGAUCAUCUGAGGCCGGGCCUCCGUCUUUGUGAAGUUUAAGCGAAGAGCCAGGAGCUACUCAGCAAUAAUUGAUUUUUGAAACGUACUCUUUUGGGGCGAAAGCAAAGAGCUGGUUUUCUGUGCUAGCCCAAUAAAUGCUAUUUAUGAAGAUGGACCUGUUGAACUACCAGUACUUGGACAAGAUGAACAACAAUAUCGGCAUUCUGUGCUAUGAAGGUGAAGCUGCUCUCAGGGGCGAGCCCAGGAUGCACACCCUCCCUGUGGCGUCUGCCCUCACCAGUCACCGCACAGGCCCCCCGCCCAUCAGUCCCAGCAAGAGGAAGUUCAGCGUGGAGCAAGGGGACGAUGACCUGGACUGUGAAAACGACCAUGCUUCCAAGAUGAGUCGCAUCUUCAACCCUCAUCUGCAUUCUGCCUCUCCAGUUCUGUGCCUGGGACGGCUUGCCAAGUUUGUGAGGCCCAAGGCUUUCUUGUGGGAGGACGCUGGGCUGUCUUCAUGCUCUUUGGCAAUGAUUAAAGUGAGGAACAAGACUGCCAAUGGAGACUGCCGAAAAGACCCCCGGGAGCGGAGCCGCAGCCCCAUCGAGCGUGCCGUGGCCCCCACCAUGAGCCUGCAUGGCAACCACCUGUACACGUCCCUCCCCAGCCUCAGCAUGGAGCAGCCCCUUGCACUGACCAAGAACAGCAUGGACGCCAGCAGGCCAGCCGGCAUCUCGCCCACACUGACCCCGGUGGAGCGGCAGCAGAACCGGCCCUCCGUGAUCACCUGCGCCUCCGCCAGCGCUCGGAACUGCAACCUUUCCCACUGCCCCAUCGCGCACAGCGGCUGCGUGGCGGCCGGGCCAGCCAGCUACCGGAGGGCUCCGAGCUCCACCACCACCUGUGACCCCGUGGUGGAGGAGCACUUCCGCAGGAGCCUGGGCAAGAACUACAAGGAGCCUGAGCCUGCGCCCAACUCGGUGUCCAUCACAGGCUCCGUGGACGACCACUUUGCCAAAGCCCUGGGUGACACGUGGCUUCAGAUCAAGGCAGCCAAGGAUGGUGCGUCCAGCAGCCCUGAGUCUGCCUCACGCAGGGGCCAGCCGGCAAGCCCCUCUGCCCACAUGGUCAGCCACAGCCACUCCCCUUCUGUGGUUUCGUGAAGGGAGCACCGCCCUCGAACAAGAUGUCGAUCUGCAUGGUUUGCCUGAGCUUUGAACAGUCAGUGCUUAAAAAACGGAAAAAAACAAAAAAAAUCAUGGGGGUGGGGUGGGGGGAUGGGAAGGGAUGGUUUAUUCGCAAAAACCAUGUCGUUGGGGUUUCUGUUCUGUUUUUGUACUUGCUUGGUAUUCGUACACGGGGGCCCUCAAACAUGACAGUGGGAACUGCGUGGGGAACAUCGGUCCCAUGUAGCAUCCUAACUUCCUGCCUCGGUUACCAAAGAAAACCUCUGAUGCAGGUCUGCUGCCCGGACAGGGGCCAGGACUCCACGGCACGCUUUCUCAGUCACAAGCCAUGACAUUGGUGACCCAAACGCUUUGUGCUUUUUAAUUUGCUUCUCGAGACCAGGGUGUGCGUGGCUCAGCUUCCAUUGCGUGUUCGGUGCAGCCCGUGCGUGUGCGCGCUGGUGUGUGUGUGUGUGUGUGUGUGUGUGUCUACUUGAAGAGAGCAGAGAACUGUCGUGUCUGAUUUGCACUAUGGAGGAGGACUGAAGUUGCCGGCCUGACAACUUGACGUGAGAGGCUAGCACUCUGAGGGCAAACUGCUGAAAACAAAGGGUUUAAGGAUGACAUUUCUGACCAUUUGUGUGUUGUGUUGUUGUUGUUGUUUUUAAUUUAGACAAAACAGCUUUGGAAGGGGAAGUCUCAUACAGGUUAUAGGUCUUUCUCUCUAGAUUUCAGGUGCUUGCAACUGGACUGCAGACUCCACCAACCACGGGCAUUUUACCUUCUCUAAACACUGCAGUUUGUUAGACUAGAGCUGAGGCGAGGAUCCCAUAGUGCUUUCAACGUGACGCAUGUUUUAAUGGAGAAAAAUAGCUGGUUUCUAUUAAUUGUAUAGACAGUAAACGAAACCCUUAAUACUUACUAGCUUCUUGUCAGAAUUAGUUUAUUUUUGUCAGUUACAGUCCUAGAUAUACUCACUGCUGGUACAGUUGUGCUCUAAGAUGUGUAUUUGAUAUUCACCUGACUCCCGCGCACCGGGGCCGCCAGCCGCGGGCGGGCCCUGGGACGGGCAGUUGAGUGGUCGGUCAGCCGCGUGUAGGAUGCUGGAGUUUUCGCUGCAGGCUGACAUCUUCAUUUAUUGUCUGCAUCCCUGUCUGCUUAUUACUAGCUCCCAGGGGAGUUGGGAUUUGUGUCUUCCAACUUCCCUCGAUGCAGAAACUGCUCCCUUUAAACUCUCUUGGCUGAACAGCAGAUUACUGACAAUCUGUGAUACGGUAUUUUGUAUGCUUCCUCGUACGCUGGGGCCAAGGCAGUAUACAUUCCUCUGACUUUAUACAGUUAUUACUGCAUUUAUUAUCGUUUGCUAUAGUAAUAGCUACUAACUAGAGAUUAGGUGAAGAAGCAAGCAUGACAGACACAGCUGUGGAUGUUCAACAGCUGCUCCUCGUGGUAAACGCACGUUCUAGCCCUGCCCCUCACUGCGCUCCAUUCCAGCCUCGCCCACCGGAGGGCUUAAGAGGUCACCUGGCCAGGUGACGCAGGUGUGACCACCUCACCUGCAAGGCAUUGUGGACUCAAGGGAACCCUCGAGGCUGGUUUUCAGUAGGAGAAAAGUACAGGUUAGCUGGUUCAUUUUGAAAAUUGGCACCGGGUGAAAAGGUCAAAGGAUUGGCUCUUUUUGUGGCCACCGGGUGGCCGCGGGUCUUUCAAAAGGCGAAAGAAAAGCCCUUCUCCUCUUGCCCUGCACACAUUUCACUCCCACUUAACUGGGCUUCCAGGCGUCCGCAUUCAGGCCCCUAUAUUUUCUGUAGAAGAAAUCGUUGAGAACACUUUUUUUAUAUAGGUAACUUUAAGACCAUCAUUACGCUGUGCGUAAAGAAUGUACAGAGAAAUUUGUAGGUAUUUUUUGAACAAUUAAUUUGUUAAUGAUAUGUAGCUAUUUAAUUUUUCCCUUUCCUAUUGUAAUCAUUCAUAUUUUUUUUUGUUUGGAAAAAAAAAGUUGAUCUUUUUUUGUCGUAGAUUUGUCUGUGAAAGUGCAGGAACACAGUUAUUCUAUGAGGACACUGCAUCUGCCUUAAUAGCCACUAGUUUGUUAUUGCUACAGGCUACUGAGCGUCGCCACAGGAAACACCCCCACUGCUGGUGGGCUCUGUGAAGAACGGGCUCCCGGGACGCCUCCGUCAGCCGACGACGUCAGCGCUUCGGGAGGCGGUGGCGCUGCCGGCCGGGCCCCUGGUGCGCCGACCUAUCUGGGAUAGGCCGUACCCUGGAGGGGGCCUCGGGCAGACAGGGAAGCGGCAAACCUGACGUUUCCCUGGGCGCGACCGCCCCGGCCUCGGGAGGAGCAGUGAGGUUGUUCACAGAGCCGCGCCGUCGGCAGGGCGUUCUGACCGUUCUCUCCAUGUUUGUAAAUCUGUAAUAUACCAUUCUCUGUGGCCUGUUUUUCCUGGAAGAAGAAGAAAAAAAAAGGUUUGGCAGGCCAUCUUUUUUUUGUACUUAAAAGUAGCCUUAAGAACAAUAAUAAAGUGCUCUUAAACCACA